Molecule: messenger RNA, 927 nt
Organism: Hippocampus zosterae (dwarf seahorse)
Lineage: Eukaryota; Metazoa; Chordata; Actinopteri; Syngnathiformes; Syngnathidae
Product: tRNA-dihydrouridine(20/20a) synthase-like
Biological process (GO): tRNA dihydrouridine synthesis
Molecular function (GO): tRNA dihydrouridine synthase activity; flavin adenine dinucleotide binding
Source: RefSeq, a predicted model, not a curated record
AUGCAGCGGAUUAGCGUGGCCCCCAUGCUGGACAUCAGCAAUGUGUUCUUCCGGCAGCUGAUGACCCUGCUCUCUGCCCGCUCAGUCAAGUACACCGAGAUGAUCCACGAAAAUGCCAUCCUCCUCAACAAGCUCGGCCCCCAAGUAUACCUCGCCACUGAGCUCAGCGAGGGGCCUGUGGUGCUCCAGCUGGGGGGGUGCAACCCUGCCAAGCUGGCUGACUGUGCAGCGCUGGCCAGGACGGUGGGCUUUGACUAGGUCAACCUGAAUGUGGGGUGUCCUAGUCCGAGAGUCAAGGCAGGUAGCUUCGGGGCCUGCUUGAUGACCGACCCUAAACUGGUGGCCUAGUGCAUGCGAGCGAUGGGCAGCUGCGGGAUUCCUGCCACAGUGAAGUGCCGAAUCGGGGUGGACGACCAGGACUCCUACGAGCACUUUAAAAGGUUCGUGGAGAUCGUCUCGGAAGAAGGCAGGGUGCAGCACUUCAUCGUCCAUGCCCGCAAGGCCUUCUUGUCAGGCCUCAGCCCAGCCCAGAACCGCACCGUCCCACCUCUCAAGUACGAUUUCGUGUACAGCAUCAAAAAAGACUUCCCGCACCUGCGGUUCUCGAUCAACGGCGGGUUCAAGACCCACGAGGACAUCUCGGCGAGUUUGGCGCCUGAGCUGGGGCUGGAAGGAGUCAUGCUAGGAAGGGUGUCUUACGAGCAGCCUUGGUUCAUGGGCGAUGUGGACCGCAGGUACUACGGGGUGGCCAACCCGGGGCUGUCGCGGGUGGAGUUGCUGCGGGCGUACGGGGAGUGGGUGGACGGGUGGCUGUCCUCCCACCCGACAAAGAACGCAGGGCUGCUCCGGAAGCCCCUGAUCAACCUUUUCCACGGCGAAAAAAACUGCAAGACCUUCCGGGCGGCCCUCUCCUGCAGCAACGAGUAG